Saccharomycodes ludwigii is the source of this 1104-nucleotide messenger RNA. RefSeq names its product rRNA-processing endoribonuclease (gene RCL1). Lineage: Eukaryota; Fungi; Ascomycota; Saccharomycetes; Saccharomycodales; Saccharomycodaceae. The transcript has a single exon. Gene Ontology annotation, cellular component: nucleolus. Gene Ontology annotation, biological process: ribosome biogenesis; endonucleolytic cleavage of tricistronic rRNA transcript (SSU-rRNA, 5.8S rRNA, LSU-rRNA). The record is from RefSeq and is a predicted model, not a curated record. The coding region runs from base 1 to 1104 and encodes 367 amino acids. Gene Ontology annotation, molecular function: RNA endonuclease activity.
AUGUCUUUAAAAUCAUCCUCUUUAAAAUACGUUGUAUUUCAAGGAUCUAAAAAUUUUCGUUUAAGAAUAGUGAUGGCUACUUUGGCAGGUAAACCAAUCAAAAUUGAGAAAAUACGUUCAGAAGAUUUUAAUCCAGGUUUAAAAGACUAUGAAGUGUCUUUUCUAAGACUAAUCGAAGCGGUCACUAACGGUUCACUAAUUGAAAUCUCCUACACUGGUACAACGAUCAUUUAUAAACCAGGUAUUAUCACCGGUGGGACAUACACACAUAAUUGUCCAAAUUCUAAAGCAGUUGGUUAUUUCGUUGAGCCGAUGUUAUAUCUAGCGCCAUUCUCCAAGAAAAAAUUUUCUAUUUUAUUUAAAGGAAUUACCUCUUCUCAUGUAGAUCCUGGUUUGGAUGCUCUUAAAUGGGGGUUGUUGCCCAUUCUAGAAAAAUUUGGCGUUAGAGAAUGCGCCUUGCACACUUUGAAAAGAGGCUCUCCUCCGUUGGGUGGUGGUGAGGUCCAUUUAGUAGUGGAUUCGUUGAUUGCCCAACCAGUAACAAUGCAUGCUAUUGAUAAACCAAUGAUUAAUACCAUUAGGGGCGUUGCAUAUUCAACAAGGGUUAGUCCUUCGAUGGUAAAUAGAAUGAUUGAAGCAAGUAGGAAGGUUUUAAAAAAUGUUGGUUGUGAGGUUAAUAUUACUGCUGAUGUAUGGAGAGGUGAAAACUCAGGGAAAUCGCCUGGCUGGGGUAUAACAUUGGUUGCAGAGAAUAAAAGCGGCUGGAGGUAUUUUUCUGAAUGUGUAAGUGGUCCCGGUGAUGUUCCUGAAGACAUUGGCAUGAAAGCUGCUUAUCAUUUAUUAGAAGAAAUAUCAUGUAGUAGUGUUGUUGGUCGGAAUCAAUUGGCCCUGGCUAUUGUAUAUAUGGUUAUUGGUAAAGAAGAUUUAGGUAGAUUACGAAUUUCUAAGAAAGAAAUAGAUGCGAAGUUUAUAACGUUGUUAAGGGACAUCAAAAAUUUGUUCGGUACCCAAGUUUUUCUUCAAGACUGUGAUGAUGACGAAGAUGAUAUGUUAUUAACUAUAAAAGGUAUAGGUUUUACCAAUACUAAUAAGAAAAUAGCAUAA